Molecule: messenger RNA, 391 nt
Organism: Mesitornis unicolor (brown roatelo)
Lineage: Eukaryota; Metazoa; Chordata; Aves; Mesitornithiformes; Mesitornithidae
Gene: TIMM9
Product: translocase of inner mitochondrial membrane 9 homolog (yeast)
Exons: 3
Coding region: 33-302 (89 amino acids)
Source: RefSeq, a predicted model, not a curated record
AGAAUAGGUGAGUGAAUCACAGGCAUCAGAAUAUGGCUGGACAAAUAUCAGAAUCGGAUCAGAUCAAGCAGUUCAAGGAGUUUCUUGGAACAUACAAUAAACUUACAGAAAACUGCUUCCUGGAUUGCAUAAAGGAUUUCACUAGCAGAGAGGUUAAACAAGAAGAGAUGACUUGCUCAGACCACUGCCUACAGAAGUACUUAAAAAUGACACAGCGGAUCUCCAUGAGGUUCCAGGAGUACCACAUUCAGCAGAACGAAGCUCUGGCAGCUAAAGCAGGACUGCUUGGCCAGCCUCGUUAGACAAGAGCGCUCUGUUGACUUGAUGAGCGGUGCCAGUGGUCACUGGGCACAUUUUGGAUUUUCUACUGUCAGGAUGUAUGUCCAGCAAC